UUCUCUAGCAUCCAGAAAAAUUCAAGACCUGAAGAUGGAUUCAAAAUCAAACCCAGAUUAAGCUAAUAUUUGGGAAGCAAGUAGCUCUACCUGGGCUGAUACUGCUUCUGGUGGGCACUCAAACAGCUUUUGGGGUGCCAGAGACAGCUCACCAGGAGUGCAUUAAAAAAUAAAUUAAGGCACUGGCUUUGCACAGAGUCCGUAAACCACAAUCUCUCUCUGUGAGGAAAUAGACUUCCUGUCUGCUAUUUUUUUAUGUGCCCAAUUAAGUGCAGAUUUUUGGCUGCGUGAGCAACAUAACUGCAGCAUUUUUUCCAGAAAAACCAAGAAAUGAGCUAAAAAGCUAAACAAGAAAAAGUCUUAUAAGAAGAUGGUCUGAUAAGUGCUGGGAGAUCAUGUUUUUUUCUCAUUUUAUACCUGAUAUCUUCUAACCUGGAUCAAACCAAUCUCGGGCAGAGCGACUUCAGAUCACAUUUCUAAUGUGCUGGCACCUCCCCAUCCUGGAGGGAUUUUCACUGAGUAAGGUCGCGAGAGCGAGAGGAUACGAUGCUGCGGAGGCUGGUUCAGCAGUGGAGCGUCGCGGUGUUCCUGCUGAGCUACUCGGUGCCCUCCUGCGGGCGCUCGGUGGAGGAGCUCGGCCGCCGGCUCAAAAGAGCUGUGUCUGAACAUCAGCUCCUUCAUGACAAGGGGAAAUCUAUCCAAGACUUACGGCGACGAUUCUUCCUUCACCACCUGAUCGCAGAAAUCCACACAGCUGAAAUCAGAGCUACCUCGGAGGUGUCCCCUAACUCCAAGCCUGCUCCCAACACAAAGAACCACCCCGUCCGAUUCGGGUCUGAUGAUGAGGGCAGAUACCUAACUCAGGAAACCAACAAGGUAGAGACAUACAAAGAGCAGCCACUGAAGACACCUAGCAAGAAAAAGAAAGGCAAACCUGGAAAACGCAAGGAGCAAGAAAAAAAGAAACGGCGCACUCGGUCUGCCUGGCUCAACUCUGGUGUGGCUGGGAGUGGGCGAGAAGGGGACCACCCAUAUGACAUCUCUGUGACAUCGCCGGAGCUCAAUUUACAGAGGCAUUGAAAUUUUUAGCAAAGACCUUCAGAGGACGUAUUACAGGAUUCUGUAAUAGUGAACAUAUGGAAAGUAUUAGAAAUAUUUAUUGUCUGUAAAUACUGUAAAUGCAUUGGAAUAAAACUGUCUUCCCCAUUGCUCUAUGAAACUGCACAUUGGUCAUUGUGAAUAUUUUUUUUUUUUGCCAAGGCUAAUCCAAUUAUUAUUAUCACAAUUACCAUAAUUUAUUUUGUCAACUGAUGUAUUUAUUUUGUAAAUGUAUCUUGGUGCUGCUGAAUUUCUCUAUUUUUUGUAACAUAAUGCACUUUAGAUAUACAUAUCAAGUAUGUUGAUAAAUGACACAAUAAAGUGUCUUUAUUUUGUGGUUGAUUUUAAUAAUGCCUAAAUAUAAUUAUCCAAACUGAUUUUCCUCUGCAUGUAAAAAUAGCAGUAUUUUAAAUU
Messenger RNA from Leptonychotes weddellii (Weddell seal), 1512 nucleotides. RefSeq names its product parathyroid hormone like hormone (gene PTHLH). Gene Ontology annotation, biological process: bone mineralization. Gene Ontology annotation, molecular function: hormone activity. The record is from RefSeq and is a predicted model, not a curated record. NCBI's taxonomy places the organism in Eukaryota, Metazoa, Chordata, Mammalia, Carnivora, Phocidae. Gene Ontology annotation, cellular component: extracellular region.